Molecule: messenger RNA, 5598 nt
Organism: Labeo rohita (rohu)
Lineage: Eukaryota; Metazoa; Chordata; Actinopteri; Cypriniformes; Cyprinidae
Gene: pip5k1cb
Product: phosphatidylinositol-4-phosphate 5-kinase, type I, gamma b
Exons: 19
Coding region: 140-2395 (751 amino acids)
Biological process (GO): phosphatidylinositol metabolic process
Molecular function (GO): phosphatidylinositol kinase activity
Source: RefSeq, a predicted model, not a curated record
AGCAGCAGCGGCGGCGGCGCGUGUGAUCGAGCGCUGUGCGGCAGCGGCGGCCGGGAGCGGACACAGAUCAUGAGGCGUCCUGCUUUUUUCCUUCAUUUGAUUCGUUUUAACGCUCGACGGCCCGUUUGAUCCGGAUCUGAUGGAGGGAGCCGCUGCGGGACCCGCGGCCGGAGGAUGUUCCGCGCUGCCGGAGGACGCGGACGCGGUGGUCGGCGCGGGAUGCGGGAUGGAUGCUGCAGAUCUCGACGCUGCUCUUAAGAAGACCUACAUAACCGAGAUGCCGUCGUCCUCGUGUCACUCCAGCUCCGGCCCUGAGAAGAAGAUCGGUCACAGGCGGGUCGAUGCGUCUGGUGAAACCACCUACAAGAAGACGACCUCGUCUGCCCUGAAAGGAGCCAUUCAGCUGGGGAUCGGCUACACCGUGGGUAACCUGAGCUCCAAACCCGAGCGGGACGUCCUCAUGCAAGACUUCUACGUGGUGGAGAGCAUUUUCUUCCCCAGUGAAGGCAGUAAUCUGACGCCGGCGCAUCAUUAUCCAGACUUCAGGUUUAAAACUUACGCUCCGGUGGCGUUUCGCUACUUCAGAGAACUCUUCGGGAUCCGUCCUGACGACUAUCUGUAUUCUCUCUGUAAUGAACCGUUGAUCGAGCUCUCGAAUCCCGGUGCCAGCGGCUCCAUUUUCUACGUCACUCGAGACGAUGAAUUCAUCCUGAAGACCGUCAUGCACAAAGAGGCCGAAUUCCUGCAGAAGCUGCUUCCAGGAUACUACAUGAACCUGAACCAGAAUCCGCGCACGCUGCUGCCCAAGUUCUUCGGUUUGUACUGCGUUCAGUCGGGCGGGAAGAACAUCCGAAUCGUGGUGAUGAAUAACAUCCUGCCGCGCGUCUUUCGCAUGCACCUCAAGUUCGACCUGAAGGGCUCCACGUACAAGCGCCGAGCGUCCAAGAAAGAGCGCGAGAAGUCCAAGCCCACCUUUAAAGACCUGGACUUCAUGCAGGACGUUCAGGACGGACUCCUGCUGGACGUGGACACGUACAACGCCCUGGUGAAGACGCUCCAGAGAGACUGUCUGGUGUUGGAGAGUUUUAAGAUCAUGGACUACAGUCUGUUGCUGGGUGUUCAUAAUCUGGAUCAGGCGGAGCGCGAUCAGCAGAUGGAGGGAUCGCAGAGCAGCAGCGAUGAGAAGAGACCGGCCGCUCAGCGAGCGCUUUACUCCACCGCCAUGGAGUCCAUUCAGGGAGGAGCGGCGUGCGGAGGCUCCAUAGACACGGACGACACGAUGGGUGGGAUUCCUGCUGUCAACGGGAAAGGAGAGAGACUCCUGCUCUUCAUCGGCAUCAUAGACAUCCUGCAGUCCUACAGACUCAUAAAGAAGCUGGAACACACAUGGAAGGCUCUGGUGCAUGAUGGGGACACUGUUUCCGUCCACCGGCCGAACUUCUACGCCGACCGCUUCUUCAGGUUCAUGAGCAGCAAUGUGUUCAGGAAAAGCACUUCGCUGAAGGCGUCUCCUGCUAAGAAGGGCCGUGCGGUGCUAAACAUUCCCAAAUUCGGCGGUCCUGGAGCGGCCUGGUCGGCCAGUCAGCUUCCCUCAGAACGAGACGAGAACAUCUAUGAUCUGAGAGGAGCGCGCAGCUUCCCUGUGCUGGAAAACGAUGGUUUGCAGUCUUGCACUCCUCCGUCGUUCGAGGAAGCGACCACUGCGUCUGUGGCCACAACUCUGUCCUCAAACACUUCCAUAUCUAUCCCAGAACGCUCUCCGUCAGACACCACAGAACACCCGCGCUACAGAAGACACACGUUGUCUCUGAAAGACGCUGAAGGAAGGACACAUGAAGUGGUGGACGUGCAUGAGGAAGACCAGCAGACCAUCACUGUGCAGGUGGAGGUGAAGAGAGAGAGAGAAGAGGAUGAGGAGGAGGAGGAGAAGGAGCCAGAAGUCACCCUGACACAUGUUGUGAUGGAUGUUGCUCCUCCUGACACUGAUGACCUCGCAGCUUCAGCACCCGUAACCCAGGAAACCAUCUCCCAGGCAACUCUGCCUGAUGACACAACCAUCCAAACAACAGUUCCUGUGGAAACGGCUCCUUUGACAGAAACCAGGACCCUCGAAACAACUCUGGCCCCUGAAGCAGCAGAGCCGCUCCGUUCCAGCCCGAGCAUGCAGCGUCCCGACGCGGACAGACUCUCAGAGUCCCAGAGCCGGGAAUCGCUGGAGGAAGAGAUCGCGUCGACCACUGACAUCUAUUUUUACGCUGAGGGCAGAUAUUGGGUUUAUUCUCCGGUUCUCCAGCGGAGGAAGCUCAGCUCCUGCAGUGUCCCUCCAGAGGACAGGAGUUGGGUUUAUUCUCCGCUGCAUUACGGCUCAGAGCCUCACGAUGAAAUCGACACAUAAUCAGGAUGUACUGGUCUCUCUGUCUCUCCCGUGGGACUGAAGCUCUUCAGGAUGAAUUCGUGCACGAGCACGAGCGAGACGAACCGAAGAACCUUCCGGACAAAAAACACGUUCCUUUUCUACCUGGGUGCCACUUCCCGAUCCGUUCCCUUCAGCUCUCAGAAAACCCAGUGUGUGAGUGUUUGUGAAUCCAAACGUCAGGACGUUUAGUGACGUGCAUCGACCCUCAAGCGCAUCUCGUCAUUUUAAUGCACUAGACUAGAUUUAAUGUCUUCAAUCAUUCCAUGAGCUCAUCCGAGCGCCGUGACUCUUCUCCCGAAUCCACACGUCCAGCGUGGAGCUUCCUCAUUAUGCAAUAUGAACUUCUCCCCGUGAUUGCAUGUAUUUACAUGAUGUAUUUUUAUUUUGUGUACAUCUGAGAUGGAAUACAGUUAAAAUAGGAUGUUUUGAGAGUGAAAGCAUUAGUGCAGAUGAUGAAAAACAUAUCGUGACGCUGGAAGCUGCUGUGAAACUGCUGGAGCUGCAACAUAUCAACAUCACGUAUGAAUCCAGGAUCGGUCAUGUGAGUCCUGUCUUUUUCUAUCAAUCGUGUGUAUUUCUUUCUCUGUAUUUUUCAUGCUGUUUUAGAUGGUCUUCAUUAAAACUCUUCAUGGUGAAUUCCCUCUAUUCAGGUCAACACACUGCAGAAAAUCAAUUAUUUAAUCUAUAUUUUUGUCUUGCUUUCAAGUACAAUGCCUAAACAUCCUUAAAAUGAGAUGCAUUUACUUCAGAAUUAAAACUGUGGUAAUAUUAAGAGUUAAAAAAAUUACUCUACUGGCAAAUAGUUAUUUUCUUCUUAAUUAUUAUUAUUAUUAUUAUUAUUAAAAAAUAAUUUUAUUAUAAAUAUAAAAUUAAAAAAUCCAUAUUGUAUUUAAGGAAAAGUUUCCAAUAUAUUUUUCUUUUAAACUAAUGUUUUAUUUAUUGUCAUCUUUCGUCUAGAUAAUUGUAUGGCUUUCUAUUUCAGUAUAAUUUAUAAUUAUAAUUUAUUAUUAUUUAUUAUUAUUUAUGUUUUUACUUUUGGCAAAUAUUUUUUUAUUUAGCAAUAAUAAUAAUAAUAAUUAUUAUUAUUAUUAUUAUUAUUAUUAUUGCUCAAAAUCAUUUAUCCUAUUUUAUAAUUUAUAAUGUAGUACUGUGUUUUUUACUUUAUUGGCAAAUAGUUUUUGUCUUACUUUAAGCAAUUAUUAUUAAUUAUUUAAAAUAUGAAUAAUAAAUAUUACUAUACUACAAAUACUAGAUAAAUAUUACUAUAUUAAGAAAUAUUGCUGUACUACAAAUAGUUUUUUAUUUCUUAUUUUAAGCAAUUAUAAUAAUAAUAAUAUUAUUAUUAUUAUUAUUGCUAAAAAUCAUUUUACUGAAUAUGAAUCAUAUUUUAUAAUUUAUAAUGUAGUAUAGUGUUUUUUAAUUUUGUUGGCAAUUUUUUUUUAUAUCUUAUUUUAAGCAAUUAUUAUUAAUUAUUUUAAAUAUUCCUAAUAAAUAUUACUAUACUACAAAUAGGUUUUUAUUUCUUAUUUUAAGCAAUAAUAAUAAUAACAAUAAUAAUAAUAAUAAUUAUUAUUAUUAUUACUAUUAUUGCUUAGUCAUUUUAUUUAAAAAUGUAAAUCAUAUUUUGUCAUUUAUAAUGUAGUAUAGUGUUUUUUGUACUUUAUUGGCAAAUUUUUAUAUCUUAUUUUAAGCAAUUAUUAUUAAUCAUUUAAAAUAUUAUUAGUAAAUAUUACUAUUAUUUAUUUAAAAAAAUAAAAUGUAUGCAUUUUUUUAUAAAUUAAUAUUGUUUUAUAAUUAGAAUUUAUAAUUUAGUAUUUUUAGUCAUUUUCUUUUAAGAAAAUGUUCUUAUUAUUGUAAAUUAUUAUUGUCAUUGCCAGUGAAGCAUAAAAAGUACUUCAUGAUAUCAUAACAUUUUGUCCCAAAUACAGUAAAUGUAUUUUAUUUUAAGCAUGUUUGGGUAAUAUUACUGAAAAAACAAUAUAUUUUUAUGGCGCACUAAGCGCUCUCUAGAGUCAAUAUCUAUAAAGACAUAAUGACUUUUUGGAAGCGAUAGAGUGUGUGUACAGUAUGUUUGUUGUCAUUCAACAUAAAAUCAGAAGUUGAUUGUUCGUGUUUAUGACGAAACACUAAACGUACUGAACUGUGACUUGAUUUCAACCUUGUCAUUCUGCUUUUUUAAGCUUUAUUCCAUUUCAAGGAAGACUUUCUAAUAUAGUUUUUCUCUAAAAAAAAUUUUUAAUUUAUUGUCAUCUUAUAUCUAUGUAAUUUUAUGGAUGUCUAUGAAAACUUUAUAGUUUUUUAUAUUUUUUUAAUGUCUUUUUUGUUUGUUAAGGCUAUGUGCUGAAUAUCAUAAUCAUGGUCACAACAGGAAUUUAUAUAUAAAUGUAUAUAAUCAAUCUCUCGAGGGAAUGUUUUGGUUCUAAAACAGCAUCUGUGACAUCAAAAUAAUUCGGAAUAAUUCCACAUUUUUUAAAAAUCACAUUUACAAAAAUGCACUUAAAAUGGAAUUAAAAAUUGGAUAUAAUGUUAAGAUUUUACUGAUAUGUUUUCAAGUCUAGUGGCAAUGCUUUAUAAAUUUUUAAUGUCCAUUUUAAAGUGUAUUAAUGUAAAUGUGUGAAGUUAUAAAAUAAUACUUUUAUUGAACCUACGUUGUUUCUUUAAUGUUCAGUUUGGGUUUUAAAGAAAAAAAUGGCUUUAUUUCAGCAAUGAAAUCAACAAUAUUAUCAAAAUCAAUGGUGCGAGUCUUUGUAGUAUAAUGUACAAUAUGUUUUAAAGUAUAAUAAUGUACUGUAUGUGUGAAGUACUGAGAGUUUUUUUAUUUUUUUUCCGGCUGCAUGUUGUUGGUGUGAAGCUCUCGUGUUUGAGUAUGUGAUUUCCAGUCUGCCCUCAGUAACUAAAGUGUGUGUGAAUGUGUGUGAAUGUGCGUGUAUGAGAUGUUUGACUGUAUAUAUUUUUGGUUAUUGAUUUGAGGAAGGUCUGUGCUGUAUUUUAGGCUUUGUCCUUUCUGAAUCUCUUUUUCUGGUGAGACUCAGUGCAUGUGAACCAAACCAAGCAAGCGUCCGUAAGUGUCCGUCUCUAACACUAAACAUCCAUGGCCUGUGUGUCUGUACAGAUCAUUAGCUGGUAAUGAUGAUGUAAAAAUAAAAACAAACCAUACGAAUAAAGCCUACAUGGAAAAUACA